Messenger RNA from Mirounga angustirostris (Northern elephant seal), 2609 nucleotides. RefSeq names its product par-6 family cell polarity regulator beta (gene PARD6B). Gene Ontology annotation, molecular function: protein binding. The transcript has 3 exons. Gene Ontology annotation, biological process: centrosome cycle; regulation of cellular localization; establishment or maintenance of cell polarity. The record is from RefSeq and is a predicted model, not a curated record. Gene Ontology annotation, cellular component: cell cortex; nucleus; apical plasma membrane. NCBI's taxonomy places the organism in Eukaryota, Metazoa, Chordata, Mammalia, Carnivora, Phocidae. Bases 532 to 1644 code for a protein of 370 amino acids.
GGGAUUUUAGAGAAGGCGAUCCGCCCACGCGCUUCGCGAAGCGUGUAUCGAUUGGCUGGCGAUGCUGGCGCAGGUGCGCGCUUCCCAUUGGGUGGGGCGGAGCGCGAGCCGCUGGGGCUUCGGCGGAGGCUGCAGGUGAGCGCGCGCGCGCGCGCGCCGCGGCUCCCGCCCGGCUCGGGUGCGCGCGCGCGGGCUUGCGGGGGAGGCGGCCGAGAGAGAUUGCGGCGCCUGUCGCCUCUGCUCCGCCCCCUCCUCCUCCUCCGGCGUCGCGGCCGCCGCCGAGGCCCGGAGGGAGGGAGUCGCGUCCCCGCCCGCCGCGCAGCCAGUCCGACCCUCGGUCCCGCCGCGUGCGGAGCCAGCCGAGCGCAGCUCUGCGCGGAACCCCGAGCCCCGGCCGAGCCCCUCUGCAGGUGCCUGUGAGGAGGCGUCCGGGCCGCAGCCGCGUCCCCAACCCGCCGGCCGCGCACUCGCUCCCUGCGCUCCCGAGGGGCGGCCCGGCCGGAGGAGGCCGCUGCGGGGCCCGGCCUCAGCAUGAACCGCAGCCACCGGCACGGGGCGGGCAGCGGCUGCCUGGGCACCAUGGAGGUGAAGAGCAAGUUUGGAGCUGAAUUUCGUCGGUUUUCCCUGGAAAGAUCAAAACCUGGAAAAUUUGAGGAGUUUUAUGGAUUACUGCAGCAUGUUCAUAAGAUACCCAAUGUUGACGUUUUAGUAGGCUAUGCAGACAUCCAUGGAGACUUACUCCCUAUAAAUAAUGAUGAUAAUUAUCACAAAGCUGUUUCAACGGCCAAUCCACUGCUUAGGAUUUUUAUACAAAAAAAGGAAGAAGCAGACUACAGUGCCUUUGGUACAGACACACUAAUAAAGAAGAAGAAUGUUUUAACCAAUGUAUUGCGUCCUGACAACCAUAGAAAAAAGCCACAUAUAGUCAUUAGUAUGCCCCAAGACUUCAGACCUGUGUCUUCUAUUAUAGACGUGGAUAUUCUCCCAGAAACACAUCGUAGGGUUCGUCUUUACAAAUACGGCACUGAGAAGCCCUUAGGGUUCUACAUCCGGGAUGGCUCCAGCGUCCGGGUCACACCACAUGGCUUAGAGAAGGUCCCAGGGAUCUUUAUAUCCAGACUUGUCCCAGGAGGCCUGGCUCAAAGCACAGGACUAUUAGCUGUUAAUGAUGAAGUUUUAGAAGUUAACGGCAUAGAAGUUUCAGGGAAGAGUCUUGAUCAAGUAACAGACAUGAUGAUCGCCAACAGCCGCAACCUCAUUAUAACAGUGAGACCAGCAAACCAGAGGAAUAAUGUUGUUCGGAACAGUCGGACUUCCGGCAGCUCUGGCCAGUCCACAGAUAACAGCCUCCUGGGCUAUCCCCAGCAGGUAGAACCGAGCUUUGAGCCAGAGGACGAAGACAGUGAUGAAGAUGACAUUAUUAUUGAAGAUAACGGAGUGCCGCAGCAGAUUCCUAAAGCUGUUCCUAAUACCGAGAGCCUCGAAUCAUUAACGCAAAUAGAGCUCAGUUUUGAGUCUGGACAGAACGGUUUUAUUCCUUCGAAUGAAGUGAACUUAGCACCUGUAGCAAGUGGCACAAAUACAGAAACACAUGCUCCGGAUCAAAAACUCUUAGAAGAAGAUGGAACGAUCAUAACACUAUGAAACUUUGUCUGAAUGUCUUUGGAGUGAGGAUGCCAUUGGGACUUGUAAAUCUGGCUAGUUUAUUAAAGCAUACAUACCUCUGAACCAGUGACCUGGAGUAGGCAUGAGAAAAAUAAUACUGCAAGCUUAAAAUGUUAUUAAAAUAGUAGUUUGAUAAUUGUUAAUAUAAACUUCAGUUUGUCACAGGUGAGUUUAAGUCUAAAAGGGGCCUUUGCUAAUGAAAUUAUGGCUUUUGCUAUUUUGUCUCUAGAGAACUGGAUGUUAGAGCACAUUCUCAGAACUAUGAGAGGACCAGAUCAUUUCCGUUCGAAGUGGUUGCAUAUUUAACCUGCUGUGCAGAGCCCAGUUAGCUUUUCCUUUAACUAUAUUUUUUUAAAUUCUAAUGUGAAGAAGUCUGAUCUGUCCUUUGGUACCUUGGGGACCUCAGCUCCUAUGUUCCCUAUAUUUUGAUUUUUUAAUGUUGUUCCUCUGUUGCUAAUUGUUACAAGUAACUCUUUCAAAUGCUUUUUUUUCCCUCUAAUACCUGAGAAAUCAAACCAACUGCCUGUUUUUGGGAGUUGCUUCCUAUGUCAUAAAGCAUUGAAACCAUGUUCCUGAAUUAAGAAACCGUAACAGUUGUUCAAGUUCAAAGCUUGUUCAUCCUAUAGCUUUCACAUUUACAGACUCAUUCCAUACGCAUAUAACUUAAUGUUGCAAAAGGCAGUUCCAUCAGCUCGUAAUACGUGAGACUCCCUUAAUCUCCUCUCACCCGCACUCCAUCUCAUUGGAAAUCAUUCCUUUUGUUGUUGGUGUGUGUUCUGUUGGUGUGCUUUUAUAUUCCGCUAUUAUAUUUGAGUAGUAGGAGUCAUUUUGGAUUAAAAAAUGCACCCAAAUUAAGAGAUUUUUACACACAGGACAAACUUGUGCACUUUUUUACAUGAGGUAAUUUGGUUUUUCCUUAAAGGGAUUUUUAGGAACACUGCCUA